Molecule: messenger RNA, 936 nt
Organism: Pollicipes pollicipes
Lineage: Eukaryota; Metazoa; Arthropoda; Thecostraca; Pollicipedomorpha; Pollicipedidae
Exons: 3
Coding region: 24-377 (117 amino acids)
Source: RefSeq, a predicted model, not a curated record
CACCAAACGGGAAGACAGCAGCCAUGAAGCUCCUAGUGCUUGUUUGCUUGGUGGCAUGUGCCGCCGCAGACUACGACGGCUAUUAUCGCGACCAGUACAAGUACCCGGGCAGAUACGGCCCGUCAGGCUACUAUGGCAAGUACGACGGAGGAUAUUAUCCAGACUACUACAGCUACAAACCCUACGGCAAGAACAACUAUCGCUACAACUACGACAUCUACUACCCCUGGGAAUGGGCCAAGCAGGGCAAGUACGAGAGCAACUACGGCGGCCGCACCCGCGGCGGGUAUUAUGUGAAGCUGCCUUACAGCAAGGUCAACGUCGACUACGACAUCAAACACGGUGGCUACGGCUAUUCCAAAAAGCCCUGGUACUAACACCGCAAGUUCACAACCCGGCAGCAACUGCUUUGGGGAUCGAGGCAUCCCUAACUGAUAUACUGAUGGCGGCAGACAGACACCAACAGUUACCGACCAGCCUUCCGUAAUCGUGAUAAACCACAACUUCAGGUCUGUGUGCUGUUAAUAAGCCGGCGCCCGUGUGCUGUUGGGCUGAGUGCGCAUGCCUGGCCGACAGUUUGCACCACUAAUAUCGCGUCAUGUACCACGUCUUUAUCUCAUUGUUAAGAAUAUGAAUAAAGGACAAAUCAGACCAAAUGGAUGGUACAUAUUUAUGUCAUUAAAACAACUCGAAGAACUAAACAGAUGUAACUCAACCAGGUCAUUUGUCCUAGCUCAACGCCCAACAAUGUCCGACAAGAUAUAACCUAACCUUACUUUUGCGGCGUGUAACGAGCAAUGUGAUGACAGAGUUCAUUGCUAUCUCCAUCCAGAUGAUACCUUAACGUGAGUGAAUAGAGGCUGGCGCCUGUGGAGGCCUGCCAGCUUGGAUUAACCAACACACUGCAAUGCUCUAUUGUUUGUAAAUUUGCCAUAA